GCCCGGGCCAGGCCCAUCUCGGCGAGCCUGUGGGCGCCGGGCCUCAGCCGGCCACGCCGCCGCCACCUGCUGCUGCGUCCCCAGUGAGGGGGAAGGAGCAUCUCCGUGCCUCCCCCAUCCGCUUCCCGCCCGGCGCCGGCCCCCACCGGCCCGGGCCAGGCUGAGGCCACGUCUUCCCCGGGGCCCCCUCUCCAGCGCUGAGGGGGAGGCGGUGGGAGGGAGGAGCUCCGGCCGCAGCCGCCCGCCCUCCCCUCCCCUACGCUCCCCCUCCCCUCCCUUCCCUUCGGCUGCCGCAGCCCGGUUCGUGGCGCGCGUCAGCUUGGGCUCCCCGGAGCGAGUCGCUAGGUAACGGGGCUGGCUCCGCAGACCCGCGGCCGGGGAAGCCCGCGCGCGCCGUCAGCAGCCGCGCCGCGGGGCGCGGGCGGGGACGCACGGACCCUCCCGCAUCCCGGCCGCAGACCCCGACUCGCCCGCGGCCCCCCUCCCAGGAUGCCUUAACCGGCGCGGAUCGCCACCGCCCAGGUGCCCCUCCCUCGCAGGGACCCCGACGCCGCCGGCCCCCUCCUCCUUCCCAGCCGGUGCGCACCGCUCUGCGCGCGGCCGGGUGGGCGCCCCACCGCCGCGGUCACCGUCGCCGCCGAUCCUCCCGCCGAGCCCCUGCGCGGGGCAUGAGGAGCCCCGGGGCGCCGCCCGGAGACGACCCGGCUGCGCGCACACCUCGCCAGCGGCGGACGGGGACAUGAGCGGCGCGCGCGGGGUUCGGCGCCCGGCGGCCAGCCCCAGCCGGCGGCGGCCAGCGGGUCAGCGCUGCCCGGGAGAAUGAGGCAGGAGCCCGCGGCAGCCGCCUCCUUCUUCUCCUCUUCCUUCUCCUCCUCCUCUUCGCCUUCCUUCGGCUCCGGAGCCUCGGGCCCGGGCCGGGCUGUGGCUCUGCUGCGUGCCCCGCGCGCCCCCCGCCCGCCUCCGGAUGCGCUGCUCGAUUCCUGCUCUGUGUACGCUGACCAGGCCUUUACGGAGAGUCCCCGCAGGCGGGAGGAUGACGGUACACAAGGUGUUCCUUGCCUUCAGCUGACCCCGAGACCGUCGGGAACCGUGUCGUGUAACCACCUGUAGCUCGUUAGAGUGGUCGGCGUGCCUGAGCAGAGGUUAGCCUGGGGCGGAAGAUAAAGACGUUUGCCACCAAGAUGGUAAUCACGAGUGGAAAUGAUGAGGACAGAGGAGGCCAGGAGAGAGAGAGUAAGGAAGAGAGCGUCUUGGCGAUGCUGGGGAUUAUCGGGACCAUUCUGAACCUGAUUGUUAUCAUAUUUGUAUACAUAUACACCACUCUGUGAAUGGCUCAGAGGGUGCUGAGGGGCCUCGGGGAUGGCCGAAUGACGGGAGUCCUGUGUGUCGGCAGGUGACUGAUCGGACGCUGCCGUGCAAGCGAGCAGGCCUGACCUACACACGCUGCUCAAGCAAAUGCACCUUCGAACUGUAGAAGAGGUCACAAAAACAAACCACUCCUGCUACAAAGAGCAGACACUAAAGCACAAUGAACCCAACAAAACUCAUUCACACGACAAGGAACUCAACGUCUUUGGCCCGGGGCCCGAAAGAACACUCAGAAGACCAGCCUUUGACGCCAUGGGUGAGCGGAUGGGUGCAGAAACUCCUCAUCCCAGAUCUCUGAUGGAUUUCACGCAUUGGAAAGGAGGAACAGGGCGGGCGAGGCUCGUCGGUGCGUCUCCUGGGACACGGGCUUCACCUUAACUCGACGACGAGCCGUUCGGGACGAGAAACCACAGGGGCAACCCUUUGACAGAAUCCCAUCCAUCAAAAGUGGCUAACUAUUUGAUACUGGGGAGAUAACUUAUUUUUCUUUUUUCAUUGGCUUGACGUGUGUAUCUGUUCAUAUCAACGUUUAUAAAUAUAUAUUUUUAAUAAAUGUGCUCUAUUUUUUAGCAUGAACCAAAUAUUUGGAGAGGCGCUCCUCGAGUCCUCGAGCUUUCGUUGGUUUUAUCUGCUUCGCCCUGUAGACUGCAGGUGUUGUGUGGUAUAGCCAUUCUAGUCCUGCUUCGAACAUCUUGAAUCUUUUCCCUUCCCCCCCCCCCCCCAUUUCUCUCUCUCUCUCUCUCUCUCUCUCUCUUUGGUCUGGAGGACAUUUUUCCAUAGUACCAGCCCUGGUCCUGGUGGAUGCAUGUUUUAAGAUUGUCCGUUGAGCGGCUUUUUGUUGUUAUAUGGGAGAUCUAAAACGAUUGUGGGCAUGUGGACCUUAGUCGUACCAUAUCCUUACUGAGAAUUUUGCAUGAGCAAGGACUGAGCGAUAGAUCAGCUUCGAAGAAACGUAAAAAGGACUGUCAUUGAAGAGGAGAGGGCAGCUACGUUCACAGAUCAACUCUAGGACGGAAUCAUCGGCUUCUUAUUGCCAGCAUUAUUUUUUCAUUCUGGUGACAUUGAUCAGAUUUUUAUUUUAGUGGCCACAUACCGUGCACGUUAGGGAGAACGAGGAGGGAAGGCCAGCACAGGGGCAUAAUUCCUUCCUUAGUUAGCGAGCUGCCUGGGACCUUUUUCAAAGGAGGUGGGGUGUAAAUGGCACGUGGGCUGUCCAGCAUGAGAGCUCACGUGGCUCUUUCGGGCUCUGCAAGGACACCCCCAUGACAGGUGACUUUUUAAGGGCACUAGAAGGGGAUGCAAUGAUCACCCUAAAAGAUUGCUGUGCUUCUUAAAGCUCCUGGUUUACAGCCACACAAAGCUACUUCCUCCCUGGUAGGGAUGGGUGAAUAUAUACAAAUUUGCCCUCUGCUCCUGGCUCCCUGAGAAGGGCCUUUGCCUGGCUGUGGCGACAUACCCUGACAAAGAGGGUCACGGUUCCUUUUGCCGGUGCCAGACUUGCCCGUGGAUGAAAGAAGCAGCAGCUCACCUAGUUGGGUUCAAAUGAUGCCCAGGAGGUCGCUACCGCCAGAUCUCUCCCUCCCCUUGUUGUGGUGUCUGAAAUUCCACCAUUAGAGAGUCACUUCUUGUGCUCUUUUAAGGGACCAGGUUCUUUUAUAAAGCAGAUGCCCCCGAGCACCUGACUCUGACAGUAUUCAUCAGGUGUCUUCUCUUCCCUCCCAGAAGGAAGUAGACAUGCAUUUAGGGCACACUGUGUGCCAGAGACUUUAUAUUCCUUAGGUCACUGAAAUCCCCCUAUAACCCUGUAAUCCCCCUGCGAGAUGGGAGGGGCUCUUUUCCCACCAUUUGUAGAAGAAAGAGCUCCGAGAGAUCAGGAAACUUCCCCGAGAUCAUGUGGCUGAAUCUGCCCGGAUCUGCCCGAUUCCUUAGCCCAGUGAGGGCUGCGGGGCUGCUGGAGAGAGAGAUGAUGCACAGGAGGGGAAGACGCAGGAAAGAAAGGGCCCUCAGGGUCAUUCACAAACCCGAUGGCUUUGUGAAAGUCCAGUUCUGCACAUCUCACCCCCCCCUUCCUCCAUAAAAAUAAAUAACCCUUGGGAACUCCUUGGACACUGGCAGAAUAUCAUACAAGUAAGGACGAGGGACAAGAGGAGGCUGGUUGGGAAUAAAAUGGGCUGUCAGGGGGAGGGAGCCAUCUACCAGGUUGUGUGUGAUUCUGGAAAGACUGUAUGAAAAUUCUGAACAGUGAACAGAGUAAACAAUAAAGGUGCAAUGGAUUAAAAAAAA
Acinonyx jubatus (cheetah) is the source of this 3651-nucleotide messenger RNA. RefSeq names its product TCL1 upstream neural differentiation-associated RNA (gene TUNAR). Bases 1182 to 1328 code for a protein of 48 amino acids. The record is from RefSeq and is a predicted model, not a curated record. Lineage: Eukaryota; Metazoa; Chordata; Mammalia; Carnivora; Felidae. The transcript is spliced from 4 exons.